AUGCGUUCUGGCGACUUGCUGAUUGAGAUUAAUUCACGAAAGCAAGCCCAGAACAUACAAAAGUUAAAGGCUUUGGCAACUAUACCAAUCAAGGUAUACCCACACACAUCUUUAAAUACAUCAAAAGGUGUUAUUACAUGUGGAGAGAUUUUCAACUUGCCUGUAGAUUUAAUUACCGAGGAAUUAAAAUCGCAAGGUGUCACAGAUGUCCGCCGUAUUACCAUCCGGCGAGAUGGACAAACUCUUGAGACUAAACAUCAUAUACUUACUUUUAUGUCCCCUAAACUCCCGGACUACAUAUAUGCUGGUUACAUUAAGCUUCCCGUGAGACCAUACAUACCGAAUCCUCUCAGAUGCUUUAAAUGUCAGCGUUUUGGGCAUUCGAAAGCAAACUGCCGUGGGACAGUCACUUGUGCCCGCUGUGCUGAGAAAGGACAUGAGAGCCAGGAUUGUUCAGCACCAGAGAAGUGCGUGAAUUGUAAAGGCGAACAUACGUCCUUCUCCCGCUUAUGCCCACGUUGGAAAAUCGAAAAACAAAUUACAGCAACUAAAAUUAAAGAAAAUAUUCCAUAUCCUGAGGCUCGAAAGAAAGUUCUUGCACAAACACCCUCCCCUGGCGUAAGUUAUGCAUCUAUAGUAAAGAAAAACUUUUGUGAAAAUUGUACCUGUCCCAACUGUGCUCAAAAUACCACCCGUAUGAUCUCUCCUAAGCAGUCAUCUGAUUCUGAUACAGAAAAAUCGAUUGGCAACACACCUGAUAUUGAAAAACUAGACAAAAAUAAGCGAAAAACAAAGCCGGUAAAAUCUCUUAAACUAAAGCUUGCAAAACGUGGACUGUCGAAGAAAGAACUGUCUUCGCAGUUAAAGAAAUCAAGCACCAAACAUUCUGUUGCAUUGGGACUUGCUAGUAGGGGUAUAGCCCAUAAGGACUUGACGUCCAUUUUUGGAGGCUUAUCAAAUAGUCCCGAAUUAAAACUCCAUCCUUCUGAGGAUGAAGCUGAAUUUGACAUGAGUUGUGAAGUUUCAGCAACUCCAACCACUGCUCUUAAUUCCUCGAUUCGCAAUAAAAUUUCUUAA
Molecule: messenger RNA, 1077 nt
Organism: Argiope bruennichi
Lineage: Eukaryota; Metazoa; Arthropoda; Arachnida; Araneae; Araneidae
Exons: 1
Coding region: 1-1077 (358 amino acids)
Molecular function (GO): zinc ion binding; nucleic acid binding
Source: RefSeq, a predicted model, not a curated record